CAAUAGAAUAAAUACUCGAAUUACUGUCAACCGGAAAUUAGGUUUCGCUCCUUCUUUUCUGUUUGGCACAUGCAACGUGUGCGAUAUCUGGUUCAGCGCUGAUCAGUUUUGAGAAAAAGAAAUUGAUUAUCUCGGCCAGGAAGAUAUUUAAACAAUGGCAAGCACAAAAGUCGACAACCCUGAAAAACCAGGACAAGAAGUAACUCCUAUUCACAGAAUUAGGAUUACGCUUACCUCGCGUAAUGUACGCUCUCUUGAAAAAGUUUGUUCUGAACUGAUCAAUGGAGCAAACAAACAGAAACUUAAAGUAAAGGGGCCAGUUCGUAUGCCUACGAAAAUUUUGAGGAUAACAACACGUAAAACGCCUUGUGGUGAAGGAUCAAAGACGUGGGAUCGUUUCCAGAUGCGUAUUCACAAGAGAGUUAUUGACUUGUAUUCACCAUCUGAAAUUGUUAAACAAAUCACAAGUAUCUCCAUUGAACCUGGUGUUGAAGUGGAAGUUACAAUUGCAAACGAAUAAACCAUCUGAAUAAAACUGUACAAAGUUUUAAUAAAAAUGUAAAAAACUGAAA
Messenger RNA from Osmia lignaria (orchard mason bee), 572 nucleotides. RefSeq names its product ribosomal protein S20 (gene RpS20). Gene Ontology annotation, biological process: translation. Gene Ontology annotation, molecular function: structural constituent of ribosome. Gene Ontology annotation, cellular component: ribosome; small ribosomal subunit. The record is from RefSeq and is a predicted model, not a curated record. NCBI's taxonomy places the organism in Eukaryota, Metazoa, Arthropoda, Insecta, Hymenoptera, Megachilidae.